Messenger RNA from Papilio polytes (common Mormon), 1226 nucleotides. RefSeq names its product adenosine deaminase-like protein (gene Ada). The record is from RefSeq and is a predicted model, not a curated record. The transcript has 7 exons. Gene Ontology annotation, biological process: inosine biosynthetic process; adenosine catabolic process. NCBI's taxonomy places the organism in Eukaryota, Metazoa, Arthropoda, Insecta, Lepidoptera, Papilionidae. Gene Ontology annotation, molecular function: adenosine deaminase activity.
AUUGUUAGUUUCUACUUUUACCGUUAGCCAAAACAUCCUUGUAUGUUGUUUUUGUCAAUAACAACGACUUAACAAUCAUCCUGUUUUAUUGUUUUUAGUUAAACUGAAAGUUAUUUCAUCUAUAAAAUGAAUAUUAUAAAUGAUAUGAAUCAGUUUUGUCAUGCCCUACCAAAAGUUGAAUUACAUGCUCACUUAAACGGAUCUCUCAGUCGUUCUACAAUGCUGCAAUUACAAAGACAAUACGCUGAUGCAGGAAUAUCAGAUAAAACGAAUGCAUUUUUUGAUGAAUUUCAAAUUGGUGCUGGGGAUACUAGGAAUUUGUCAGAUUGCUUUCAAGUAUUUAAUAUAGCUCAUACAUUGACAAGUACUCCUGAAACUCUAGCAUUAGCGACAAGUCUUACUCUAAAAGAAUUCCAAGACGAUGGCUGCUGUUAUAUUGAACUGAGGAGUACCCCAAGAGACACUAGCCAUAUGACAAAAAGGCAAUACGUUGAAACCAUUGUACAGACAAUGCAAAAUUCAUCUGAAGAUUUGAAUAUAAUUUCAGCAUUUAUUAUUUCAAUAAAUAGAAGUAAUGGGAUUUCUGAGGCAGAAGAUAUAGUUAAUAUUGCUAUUGAGUACCAUAAGAAGUUCUCAGAUAUUGUUGUGGGUCUUGAACUCAGCGGCAAUCCGGCCCUUGGGAAGUUUGAAGACUUCAUUAGCAUAUUUGCAAAAGCAAGAAAUGCUGGCUUAAAAGUAAUAUUUGCAAAAACAUGUUGAUUGUUUAAAAAGCAAAUAACACUCGGACUCUUUGAUUGUCAAGUCACAUUACCUAUGUAUUAUCACUGCAUUCACCCAAAUUUUGGUGGUACUAAACAAACUUGGGAGGCGCUAUGUACAUCAAAAAUUCCUGUUGAGGUUUGUCUUACCAGUAAUGUAAAUACAAAAUCAGUUGCAGAUUAUUCUUCACACCAUUUUAAAUACUUACUUAGUAGUGAUGUUCCAGUUAUUCUUUGUACCGAUGAUAAAGGAGUUUUUGCUACAUCUCUGACUCAAGAAUAUAGUAUUUGCAUCGAUACAUUUAAAUUGGAUAAAGCCGAGCUAGCCAAAUUAGCUCUUAAUUCUACGAAAUUUAUUUUUGCGACAGACAAGCAGAAAUUACUUUUUGAUAGAAUAUUAAAUUUUAUUGAUAAAAAUGAACAUUGAGAAUUGGAAAAAUAAGGGUUACAAACUACGACAAAUAAAGU